CCGUCUCCGCCGGGGCCGCACGGAGGGCGGAGUUGCGGCCCGAGGACGCGACGCGAGCCCAGUUCCGGCGAGGAGGCCGCGCCAGUGACAGCGAUGGCGGCGGAGUCGGCGCUCCAAGUUGUGGAGAAGCUGCAGGCGCGCCUGGCCACGAACCCCGACCCUAAGAAGCUCUUGAAAUAUUUGAAGAAACUUUCCAUCUUGCCUAUCACAGUAGACAUUCUUGUGGAGACUGGGGUAGGGAAAACAGUAAACAGCUUUCGAAAGCAUGAACAAGUGGGGAACUUUGCCAGAGACUUGGUGGCCCAAUGGAAGAAGUUGGUUCCUGUAGAGCGAAACAAUGAAGCUGAGGAUCAAGAUUUGGAGAAGAGCAGUUCCCGAAAGCGCCCCCGAGAUGCUCUUCAGAGGGUGGAGGAAGUGGAGGGGGACUACCAGGAAAGUUGGAAAGCCUCUGGCAGUCGGUCCUACAGUCCUGAGCACAGGCAGAAAAAACACAAGAAACUCUCUGAGCCUGAAAGGCCUCACAAAGUGGCUCACAGUCACGAGAGGAGGGAUGAAAGAAAGAGGUGUCACAGAGUGUCACCACCAUAUUCUUCAGACCCUGAGUCUUCUGACUAUGGCCAUGUUCAAUCCCCCCCACCUUCCAGUCCACAUCAAAUGUACACCGACCACUAUAGGUCGCCAGAGGAGGACCAUGAGCCCAUCAUUUCACACCAGAAGCCUGGAAAAGUCCACAGUAAUACCUUUCAGGACAGACUAGGAGCUAGUCAAGAACGACACUUGGGUGAGCACCAGGGGAAAGGGGCUGUAAGCCAAAACAAGGAGCACAAAUCUUCCCACAAGGAGAAACGGCCUGUGGAUGCCAGAGGUGAUGAGAAGGGCUCUGCCCUGGGCAGAGAGAAAUCAUCACACAAGGCCUCUUCCAAAGAGGAGAACCGAAGGCUGCUCUCAGGGGACAGUGCCAAGGGGAAGCCACCCUCUAGUGUUGCUAAGAAAGAGAAGGACAGAGAGAGCAACAGUCUCAAGAAGAAGUUUUCACCUGCCUCAGAGGCUGUUUCAGAAAACCACUUUAGAAAGCCCAAACACAAGGACUCCGAGAAGAGCAAAGCAGACAGGAACAAGCCGAGUGCAGACGGCUUAGACUCGGGGAGAGGGACAGGGGACCUGCUGCUCAAAGCAAAAGAGAAAGCUCCCAACAGUCUGAAGAUCCCGGAGGGAAAAGGAAGAUCUAACUCGGAUCGAAAGUCACCAGCCUCGCUCCCUAAAGUAGAGGAGCCGGAGGUGGAUGAUGAGUUUGAGCAGCCCACCAUGUCCUUUGAGUCAUACCUCAGCUAUGACCAGCCUCGCAAGAAAAAGAAGAAGGUUGUGAAACCCUCAACCACAGCACUUGGAGAAAAAGGACUUAAAAAAAAGGACUCCAAAAGCGUUAGUAAAAACUUGAACUCAGUUCAGAAAUUGCCCAAGGUCAAUGAAAACAAGUCCGAGAAGUCACAGCCAGUGGUAGCUGAGCCUCCCAGGUCUCGAAAGGCCCCUACUGAUGUGCUGCCAGCGUUGCCAGACAUCCCCUUACCUGCUAUACAAAGCAACUACCGUCCCCUUCCUUCCCUCGAGUUGAUUUCUUCCUUCCAGCCAAAGCGAAAAGCAUUCUCUUCACCCCAGGAAGAAGAAGAAGCUGGAUUCACAGGACGCAGAAUGAAUUCUAAGAUGCAGGUGUAUUCAGGUUCCAAGUGUGCCUAUCUCCCCAAAAUGAUGACCUUGCACCAGCAGUGUAUCCGGGUGCUUAAGAACAACAUCGACUCUAUCUAUGAAGUGGGAGGAGUCCCCUAUUCUGUUCUUGAACCCGUCCUGGAGAGGUGUACACCUGAUCAGCUCUAUCGAAUAGAGGAAUGCAAUCACGCAUUAAUGGAGGAAACAAAUCAGUUAUGGAAAGUUCACUGUCACCGAGACUUUAAGGAAGAACGACCAGAAGAGUACGAGUCCUGGCGGGAGAUGUACUUGCGGCUUCAGGAUGCCAGAGAGCAGCGGCUGCGCCUGCUCACCAACAACAUCCGGUCUGCACAUGCCAAUAAGCCGAAAGGACGACAAGCAAAAAUGGCUUUUGUCAACUCUGUGGCCAAACCACCUCGAGAUGUCCGACGAAGGCAGGAGAAGUUUGGAACUGGAGGAGCAGCUGUCCCAGAGAAAGUCAGGAUUAAGCCAGCACCAUAUACAACAGGAAGCAGCCAUGUUGCUGCUAGCAACAGCAGCAGCAGCUUCCACUCCAGCCCCGAGGAGCUGGCCUUUGAUGGGCCCAGUACCAGUAGUGCCCACUUAGCUCCAGUGGCUAGCAGUUCUGUUUCCUAUGAUCCUAGGAAGCCAGCUGUGAAAAAAAUUGCCCCAAUGAUGGCUAAGACAAUUAAAGCUUUCAAGAACAGAUUCUCCCGACGAUAAAUAGGACUUGCCUUGGUGGUGGAGUCUGGGAAGCAGAAAUACAGGGAUGGUAGGGACAGGAGAAGAAGAUGUCCACAGAAGACCCAUAUCUUUUGCUUUGUGGAACUUUUGGCCUCUGACUCCUGCACAGUUGCAGGUAUCUUCCUGUGUGCCACAACCCUGCACCCUGCCUGGAGCACACUUCAGAUUUCUGAAGACAGUAUGAAGUCUCAGUCUUACUGAGGACUUUAAGGUCAAUUAUACUUUUAUUGCUAAUUAGCAUCUUUGUAAACUAUAAGACAUAGUUUUAAUUAAUAAAUAUUGCCCCCAGAUGUAUUUAUAGUACCCCCAGGGUUUUUUUUUAAUUAAAUAAUAAUUUUUUUU
Alexandromys fortis (reed vole) is the source of this 2790-nucleotide messenger RNA. It is a transcript of the gene Eloa, whose product is annotated as elongin A. Gene Ontology annotation, cellular component: nucleus; elongin complex. The record is from RefSeq and is a predicted model, not a curated record. The transcript has 11 exons. Gene Ontology annotation, biological process: transcription elongation by RNA polymerase II. Gene Ontology annotation, molecular function: protein binding. NCBI's taxonomy places the organism in Eukaryota, Metazoa, Chordata, Mammalia, Rodentia, Cricetidae. The coding region runs from base 94 to 2427 and encodes 777 amino acids.